Molecule: messenger RNA, 2181 nt
Organism: Macadamia integrifolia
Lineage: Eukaryota; Viridiplantae; Streptophyta; Magnoliopsida; Proteales; Proteaceae
Exons: 4
Coding region: 192-1523 (443 amino acids)
Source: RefSeq, a predicted model, not a curated record
CCCGUUUUCCUCUUCGAGAAGCUACUGCGAGUGUUCUCCUCUUUCCCAGUUUUGCUUUUCGGUUCUUUUCCUACAUAACUCCUCUUGUCCUCUAAUGAACUAAAGGAGACGUGAUUCAUUUGCUUCUGUUGAAUUGCUUCCAGUUAUAGCAAUUUUAUCACAGAGACACGCAAAAAGAAUCUCAGAUCUUAAUGGCGGCUCAUCUCCGGCCAUGUCCGGCGAACUCCUUCGUCUUCAAUUCAACUCUCUGUGCCUGCAACCCUGGCUAUGUCCUAAACUCCACCACCAACACUUGCAAUCUUUUCAAGGUCGACGGUAAUGUUUUGAUGAUGGAGACUGGAGUUGAUUACUCGCUGAAUUGGCCAGUGUCGAUAUUCUCCUUGGAAUCGCUCAAGAAGUUCACUCAGUCAGAGGCUGUAUUUCUGGAGGCUACGCUCUUUAUGCUGCUCAGUUGGUUAUUAUUCUGUUUCCUCAUCAGGUUAGGUAAACUUGGUGAUGGGAGGACCUUGUGGUUCCAGAUCAGGUGGUGGAUUAGCCGCUUGGAUUUCUGCUUUGCCACUCGACAUUGGCUGGAUGAUCAGAAGGUAGUUAAGAAGCGGAAAACAGAGCUUGGAGGAACCUUCUCUGUAGCAGCUUGGAUACUUUUCAUUGGUUUACUUGCUGCGUUGCUCUACCAGAUUAUUUCUAAAAGAAGCGUUGAGGUUCAUAAUGUGAGAGCUACGAAUGGCCCUGAUUUGAUGUCCUUCAUGAAUGACAUGGAAUUUAAUAUUACUACAAUUUCUAGUAUGAGCUGUUCUAACCUACGCAACCUUGGUACUUUCGUGUCUAGAACACCAGGCUUCCCUGAUUACAGUAGUCACUCUUUGUCAACCUUCGCAAACUAUUCAUGUCACAAUUCUAGCUGGGGACCAACUGUAAUUCUCAAGUGCAACAAUUGUCCAAUAAUUCUAGACAAUUUGUACAUUUCAUGGCAAUUUGUUGAUAUUCCAAAUGUCCCUGCGACUGCUGUGGGUUUCCGGUUCAAUCUUACUGCAAAGAACCAUGGUGAUGACAAACAUGUUAGCUUCAUCAGUGGCACACUGAAGAACACAAGCAACAAAGAUGAUAGGCCUAUUACAUUCAGGGGUGCAAAAGUAAAUAUAUUAAAGUUCAAUUUGUUUCCCCGGUUAUAUAAUAAUCUGCAUGGGCUAAAGCUCCUCCAACCUCUAUUUCAUGAUUUUAUCCCGGGUUCAUCUAUUUUUGAAUCAAGUCAGCUCCGAACCUCACUUGAGAGUAAUGGAGAUGGAUUAAUCAAUACCACUUUGUUUGUCCAUCUUCUCUCUGCCUACAUUGUUGAGAUUGACAAUCGAAAUAUAUUUGGAAUUGUGGGCUUCCUCGCAGAUCUCGGUGGUCUUUAUGCUAUUAGUAUUGCCAUCUUUUUCUACUGGUUGGUACAAGUAAGUUUUCAAUUGCGUUGCACACUCCUUACCUUGUCCGUACUUCUCAAUUCUUACUAUACAUUUAAUUCCCUUCAGCUAAUGUAAGACUAGACCUUCACUGCUGUGGUUUUUUAGACCUCUUACCAUAGUUGUCAAGGCAUCACCUAGGCAACUACCAGUUUCCAUGUUGUCAACAUUCCCAGAGGAGAGGGGUGGAGGAGCAAGGAGUGUACCUUUUACUUGUCAUUGUUUGAGGUUUUCCUUCCAUCAUCUGGUGUGAAGAAGACAAUGCUGCAGUGUCUGACUUUUGUCCAGAAAAUCUUAAAACCCCAAUCGGGCUUGUUUCUUUCAUGACAGUUUAAUAUUUAAAGACAAAUCAGAAGACAAAUUCUACUUUGCAUAUAGGCCCCUCAUAUUUUAAAUUUAAAAGAAUUAAUUUCUUUAUUUAACACAUGAACCCUUAUUCAUAUUUAAAGAGAACAUGUUAAUAAAUUCUACAUAUAAAUCCCCUAUUCAUCUGGUAUGCUUAGAAAACAAGGCAUCCCAUAGAUAAGUGCCAAGCAUAGUUCAAGACUUCAGUUUUGACCAGGGUUCCAACCCUGGUCAAAACUGAAAUAUUUUGGAUUUCGGUUGAAAUCUGGUACAUUUCAGUUGCAUGUUUCGUUUGGCCAUUUUUGGCCCAAAACUUCAGGAACACCUUGUUCCACCAAGAAAUGUAGGUAAUUUGGAGAAAAUUACCAAAUCUGGGUUUUUUUUUUUUUUU